Messenger RNA from Sinocyclocheilus rhinocerous, 3092 nucleotides. RefSeq names its product collagen, type XXVIII, alpha 1b (gene col28a1b). The transcript is spliced from 34 exons. The record is from RefSeq and is a predicted model, not a curated record. NCBI's taxonomy places the organism in Eukaryota, Metazoa, Chordata, Actinopteri, Cypriniformes, Cyprinidae. Bases 84 to 3092 code for a protein of 1002 amino acids.
GUCAGUCAGAACAGAAUGUGCUCCAUACAAGAGACAUGAGCAUGUGGAUGCUCCCUAGAUUUGCAUAACAGGCAAGGUUAGAUAUGAAUGAAAGCAUGGCCAAAGGGUUUUUUCUGUGCCUGCUGCUUUGGCUGCUUGUACCUGCGGCCAGAUGCCAGAACAGAAGACCGUCUGGAGAAACACUGAACCUCACCACAAAUCAGGACAAUGAGUUAGUAUGCACACUAGAGAUCGCGUUCAUCCUGGACAGCUCAGAGAGUGCGAAGGGCCUUCUGUUCGAUCGAGAGAAAGCGUUUGUGCGCUCCUUCAGCAAGCGGGUGGCACAGAUGCAGGUGUCCGACUGGCAUCUGAAAACCCGUAUGGCACUCAUCUACUACAGCAGCUCAGUCCAUAUCGACCAGCACUUCAAAGACUGGCAGGAGCUUGACGUCUUCCUGAGCAGAUUGGCAGACGCCAUCUACAUCGGCCAGGGAACGUACUCCACAUACGCCAUAUCCAACGCCACUCAACUCUUCACCAGCGAGACCAAGGAGCAAAGUGUGAGGGUCGCCCUGCUCAUGACCGACGGCAUCGACCAUCCGCGGAAUCCUGACAUCAUGACGGCGGUCGCCGAGGCCAAAGGCCACAACAUUAAGAUCUUCACAAUUGGCUUAUCAAACUUGGCAAAGGACAACGUGAACAGUGCCAAACUGCGGGUCGUAGCGAGCAGCCCAGCGCAGCAGUACUCCCACAGCCUCACUGACCCCAAACUGGAGGAACGGCUCCUGCAGCAGCUCGAAAUAAUUGCAAAGAAUGAAUGUCCACGGCCACCAGUGUGUUUGUGUGAGAAAGGUGAACGCGGUCCUCCAGGAGCUCCUGGUAAAAAAGGAGAGCAAGGUUAUGAAGGAGCACCUGGUCAAAAAGGCUCAAGGGGGGAAACAGGAGCAUCCGGUCUUCCAGGAAUCAACGGUCCAGAGGGAAGACCUGGGUUCAAAGGUGAUAAGGGAGAUCAAGGUAACUGUGGACCACCAGGACAAAAGGGACAUAAGGGCACCGAAGGGCCUCCAGGGCCGAGGGGCCCCAGAGGAGAGCAGGGUCUGAAAGGGCUUGCAGGAGACCAGGGACAUGAGGGUCCAGCAGGACCUAAAGGUGAUCGAGGGCCGAUUGGUGCAUCUGGCCCACCGGGAGAUAUUGGAGUGGGAUUUCCUGGUCCAAAGGGAGACAAAGGGAACCCAGGAAGACCAGGUCUUCCUGGUCAGAUCGGCAUAGGUCAGCCAGGACAACCUGGUCCUCCAGGUUUACCAGGAGCACAUGGGAACCCAGGAGCUCCAGGCGAAGGACUUCCUGGGCCCAAGGGUGACCGUGGAUAUGUCGGUGCUACAGGUGGACGUGGAGCCCCAGGUUAUGGAAUUAAAGGUGAAAAGGGCGAUGCAGGACCUACUGGAUCACCUGGACCAUUAGGAAUGCCUGGCAGGGGGAUUCAAGGAGAGAAAGGGAAUCAGGGACCAGCUGGUCCUACUGGUCAAAGAGGGUAUCCUGGGACAGGACUCACGGGACCAAAGGGAGAACAGGGUUUCCCUGGAGAACGUGGAGCCCCUGGAGAAAGAGGAAUUGGAGAACCAGGACCCAAAGGUGAACCUGGGUUACGAGGUUUACCUGGUGAGGCAGGUGUACCAGGAGAAGAUGGAGCCAUGGGAGCAAAGGGUAAUAUAGGCUUACCAGGACCCAAAGGACAAGACGGACCUCCAGGAAGAGGCAUGCCUGGAGAGAAGGGGGUUCGAGGGGAGAGGGGCUCCCGAGGCCUACCAGGACCAUUGGGACCAGUUGGGCCAGCAGGGGCAAAGGGAGAACCAGGGAAUGUUGGAGUUCCAGGUGUUUCUGGGCCUCCAGGACAGGGCAUACCAGGACCUAAGGGAGAUCCAGGGCCGGUUGGUCCACCAAGUCCUGCAGGAGAACCAGGGAUAGGCAUUGCAGGGCCGAAGGGUGAAAUAGGGUUACGAGGACCCAUUGGACCUCCAGGGCUGAGGGGAGAAGGCUAUCCCGGCCUACCUGGGCCACCAGGUCUGCCAGGUCUUACAGGAGAGACUGGGCCAGAGGGAACAGGUUUACCUGGACCAAAGGGGGAUCGAGGCCCUCCAGGUUCCCCAGGGCCUGCUGGAGCACCAGGUCUUGGGCAAGUGGGCCCAAAGGGCUCCAUUGGUCAGACUGGUCCAGCUGGUCCUCCAGGAUUACCAGGAGAGGGCAUACAAGGACCAAAGGGUGAUCCUGGAUAUCAGGGUUUACAGGGGCCAAGAGGGCUUCCUGGAGACGGUCUGCCGGGGCAGAAGGGGGAUCGUGGGUUACACGGAGCACAAGGACAUAAAGGAGACAGAGGAAGCCAGGGAGGACCAGGAUCUACUGGACCACCGGGUAAUACAGGAACAAAGGGAGAACCUGGUCUCACGAGAGAGGAAAUAAUCAGCUUAAUCCGAUCUAUUUGUGGCUGUGGCCGGAUUUGCAGAGUGCGGCCUCUGGAGCUGGUGUUUGUGAUUGACAGCUCUGAGAGCGUCGGCCCAGAAAACUUUGAGGUCAUUAAAGACUUUGUGAACACCUUGAUCGACCGCGUGUCAGUCAGUCCAGAGGUCACGCGUGUCGGCGUGGUUCUCUACAGCCACAUUAACCUGGUGAUCACAAGCAUACAAGAGCGCUUAAGUCGUGAUGAAGUGAAAGCAGCCGUGCGCAGGAUGCCCUACAUUGGGGAGGGCACUUACACAGGAAGUGGCAUCAGAAAGGCCAAUGAGAUCUUCCGCUUUGCUCGGCGCGGUGUGAGGAAAGUGGCUGUGGUUAUUACGGACGGCCAGACGGAUCACCGGGACACGGUGAAGCUGGAGGAUGCGGUCAGAGAGGCCCAUUCAGCCAAUAUCACCAUGUUGGCUAUAGGGGUGGUGAAUCAAAGCGACCCCAUCUAUGAUGAUUUUAAGCAGGAGCUGAAGUCAAUAGCGUCGCCACCCACUGAAGAGCACGUGUUUUCCAUAGAGGACUUCAGAAUGCUUCCUGAAGUGGAAAGUAAACUGCUUCAAGAGAUCUGUGAGAACACUGAUGGAUCGAUAUUCAGCACUACCUCCAAGUUUUGA